Hipposideros armiger (great roundleaf bat) is the source of this 4587-nucleotide messenger RNA. RefSeq names its product glutaminase (gene GLS). NCBI's taxonomy places the organism in Eukaryota, Metazoa, Chordata, Mammalia, Chiroptera, Hipposideridae. The transcript is spliced from 15 exons. Bases 260 to 2083 code for a protein of 607 amino acids. Gene Ontology annotation, biological process: L-glutamine catabolic process. Gene Ontology annotation, molecular function: glutaminase activity; protein binding. The record is from RefSeq and is a predicted model, not a curated record.
CGAGCGCGGAAUGUCUCCAGCCUUCCCUUACGCUUCACCCUCAGUGCGGAGCGCUCGGCGGAGAGAGAAGAAGUGGCCACCGGCAGCUUUCCGAGCAGCGGCAGCGGCUGUGGGAACCGGAACCACACCCACACUCACGUCGCUGGCCCUGUCCUCACUUGCCUUCUCGCGGUCCCGCGGGAGAACGCAUCCUCCAAGAGCUGCCGCCCGCGCCCCGAGCAUCCUCUCCGGUGGAUCCCACACUGACUGACUGGGCGGCAUGAUGCGGCUUCGAGGCUCAGCGACGCUGCGGGACCUGCUCCUGCGGCCGCCCGCCUCCGCCAGCGCGGCUCUGAAGCGGGUGCAGCCCCUCGCCACCCUGUGCAGGCGCGCCCGGGGCGGGGGCCUGGAGGCCGCUGGGCCGGCGGCCGCAGCGCGGAUCUACCCGUGGUGGGGCGGGGGCGGGCGGCCGGCUGGGCCCCUGGCCCGGGGCCUGUCCAGUUCCCCCUCAGAGAUUCUGCAGGAGCUGGGCAAGGGGGGCACGCAGCAGCAGCAGCAGCAGCAGCCGCCGCAGCCGCAGCCCGGGGCGUCGCCUCCUGCGGCCCCGCCGGCGCCCGGCCCCAAGGACGGCCCCGGGGAGGCGGACGCGCUCGGCAACAGCGAGGGCAAGGAGCUUGUGGCCUCGGGCGAAAAUAAAAUCAAACAGGGUCUAUUACCUAGCUUGGAAGAUUUGCUGUUCUAUACAAUUGCAGAAGGACAAGAGAAAAUACCUGUUCAUAAAUUUAUUACAGCACUCAAAUCUACAGGAUUGCGAACGUCUGAUCCCAGGUUGAAAGAGUGUAUGGAUAUGUUAAGAUUAACUCUUCAAACAACAUCAGAUGGUGUCAUGCUAGACAAAGAUCUUUUUAAAAAAUGUGUUCAAAGCAACAUUGUUUUGUUGACACAAGCCUUUAGAAGAAAGUUUGUCAUUCCUGACUUUAUGUCUUUUACCUCUCAUAUCGAUGAGUUAUAUGAAAGUGCUAAAAAGCAGUCUGGAGGAAAGGUUGCAGAUUAUAUUCCUCAACUAGCCAAGUUCAGUCCUGAUUUGUGGGGUGUGUCUGUUUGUACAGUAGAUGGACAGAGGCAUUCUAUUGGAGAUACCAAAGUUCCAUUUUGUCUUCAGUCCUGUGUAAAACCUUUGAAAUAUGCCAUUGCUGUUAAUGAUCUUGGAACUGAGUAUGUGCAUCGAUAUGUUGGGAAAGAGCCAAGUGGAUUAAGAUUCAACAAACUGUUUUUAAAUGAAGAUGAUAAACCACAUAAUCCUAUGGUAAAUGCUGGAGCAAUUGUUGUGACUUCAUUAAUAAAGCAAGGAGUGAAUAAUGCAGAAAAAUUUGACUAUGUGAUGCAGUUUUUGAAUAAGAUGGCUGGUAAUGAAUAUGUUGGAUUCAGUAAUGCAACGUUUCAGUCUGAAAGAGAAAGUGGAGAUCGAAAUUUUGCAAUAGGAUAUUACUUAAAAGAAAAAAAGUGUUUUCCAGAAGGCACAGACAUGGUUGGUAUAUUAGACUUCUAUUUUCAGCUAUGCUCCAUUGAAGUCACUUGUGAAUCAGCCAGUGUGAUGGCUGCAACACUGGCUAAUGGUGGUUUCUGCCCAAUUACUGGUGAAAGAGUACUGAGCCCUGAAGCAGUACGAAAUACACUGAGUUUGAUGCAUUCCUGUGGCAUGUACGAUUUCUCAGGGCAGUUUGCUUUCCAUGUUGGUCUUCCUGCAAAAUCUGGAGUUGCUGGGGGCAUUCUCUUAGUAGUCCCCAAUGUCAUGGGCAUGAUGUGCUGGUCUCCCCCUCUGGACAAGAUGGGCAACAGUGUUAAGGGAAUUCACUUCUGUCACGAUCUUGUUUCUCUGUGUAAUUUCCAUAACUAUGAUAAUUUAAGACACUUUGCAAAAAAACUUGAUCCUCGAAGAGAAGGUGGUGACCAAAGGCAUUCCUUUGGACCAUUGGACUAUGAAAGUCUCCAACAAGAACUUGCUUUAAAAGAGACAGUAUGGAAAAAAGUGUCACCUGAGUCAAAUGAGGACAUCUCUACAACUGUAGUAUAUAGAAUGGAAAGUCUGGGAGAGAAAAGCUAAAGAAAUGGGUUCUAGUUUCAGAAUGUUCUUCAUUUAAUCUUUCCUACAUCUUUUAGCUUUUUUGCAUACUAUAAAUAUUUGAGUUUUCUGUGUUCUCAACCUUGGUUGCUGGAGCCAUAAAGCUUUUUUUUCUUUUAAUCUUUGUGUAAAGAUAAUAGAUUAAAAAGUGGAUUUAUCAGUUUUUAAAAAGUGUAAGUAAAUGCAGCAAAUUUGCUUUAUUUUAAACGCAAAACGGAAAAAUUUCUUUAAAGUUUAUCUUGGUGUAAUUAAGAUUUAAACUAUAAAGUCAGAUAAUCCCAUUUAUAGUAGUAACAGAAAUUUGUAAUUUCUUUGUUCUAAAACCCACACAUUGAACUUGUAAGUUUCAUUAUAUUUUGUUUUUUCUUUUCCAGUUUUAAAACUGACAUGAUGUCUGUAGUGGCAAUAGAAUUUCUAUGCUAAAUGCAAAACUUUUAAAACAAAAUAAUCCCAAAUUAUUUAAUAUAGCAGUAGAUUAUAAAAUUAGCUUAAGUUUACAUUUUAUGCCAUUUCUCUAGUGAUAGAUUGGCUUUAAAUUUUUAAAAAUUCAUUUAAAAUUUUAUCAGAUACUUUAUAAGUCAUGUCUUUGCUUUUUAACUUUGCAACUCCUAUGUUCUGUCAGAAUUGUCAUGUACUGGAAUGUCUUACGUUACAACAUUCCAGCCAAAGAGUUCCAGAUGUAAGAUAAUGACAUGUUUCACUGUUCAAAAGCUAUAAUGGUUACUCAGAAGGAGCAACAGUGUUGUCUUCAAGUGAAAUGUUUACAUGAGCAAUUUUAUUUUCAUAUUAUCCACGUAACUUUUUCUGUUAUAUUUAAGUACAAAUGGUGAAUCUUGGUUUUUAGCUUUUAAUAAUUUUAUUCUAAUAAUUUCACAAAUGCUAAUGAAUCUUAUGAUAAAUUAUAAUAAGGUCUCAUAAAUUUUGUUCUAUUUGAAUCUUAGAGUAUUUAGGAAAUGAAUUCAGUCUAAAGGUAGUAAGUAUACUACUAAAAUAUCUGUUAGAUCUGAAUCCUUUUGUUAGCUUAUAAAAAUGCAAUAUUGAGUAUCAAAAGUUGUUUUUAAGAGAAGGACCAUAGGUUCUACCCAAACUGAUUUCACAUAAUUCACAAUAUUUAAAGUCUGUCUUGGCAAAGUGAUUGUAAAAUGCUAUAGGACCUAUUCACACUUCUUUCUUCCUCCAUAUACCUCUGUGGUUCUCCCCACAGUUCCCCACAUCUUCAAGGUGUUUUGUUGUUGUUGUUUUUAAUUUAUUUUUAAACUUGUAAAUUUUGGAGGGGUAAGAGUAGGGCCUAGAAGGAGAACUUGAUAGUUUCUUAGUAUCAUGGCAUAUAUAUGGUAGGGUAAAGUUUGUAAAAAGUAAAUACUAUGAUGUAGCAAAAAAAGAUCUCACUGGGUCAUUUCGAUACUAGUGCAAAUAUAAAUAUAGAAAAUCCUGAUCAUAUGAUGUCUUGACUUUGGGAUCUAUGGUAUUAGGAAAUAAAGUUUCCUCCCAAAGGCGUUGGUCAAAAGCCUUUUGGGCUAAUAGUAAGUAUUAAAACUUACAUAUUUAAAUAAUUAUAUGUUAAGUUUUAGAGGUUUUACCAAGGAUUUUUAUAGUUACUUGAAUGUUUCUAAUGUACAGAUGCAUAUCCUAAUUGGAUGCUUCUGGUUUGGCCUUUUACAGGAGAGUCCUGUGUCUGAAGGCCUCACCUUGGCUAUACCUUUGGAUAGUAUCACUUGUGUUAGUUUCACCAGAACCAUUUGUGGUUUGGGGAACUGAAUGCCUUAAUUGAUAGUUUGCAAAAAAGGCUCCCCGUCCCCAUAUGCUCUGUAUUGUUACAUUUUACUAUUUCAUUUACAGGUUAGUUUUACUUUAUAAAAUGACAAUUUCAUGUUGCAUAUUGUGUCCAUAUGUGUAUAGAUUUCAAAAGUAUGUUGUUAAUUUGUGGCACUUUUAUUAUGUUGGUAAGGCGGAAAUGCACAUUUAGCAGUAAAGUAGGGUUAUCUAAGUGAUUAUGUUUAUAGAAUCUUGUUAAGGAUGAGCAUCCAGGAGCUUUUGUAGGAAGGUAUAAAUGGAAGGAGGGAAGAUACUGUGAAUAGGCCCUCAAACUGUACUUUAAACAAAAAAAGGAAAAUCUUUGCCAGAUUUAAGGACAUUAUUUUGAUUCUUUCAGUUUUUUAAAUACCUUUUCAAAUACAGUUCUUGAAAAGUUACCCAGUAUUGUUGGAUUUAAUGUUUCAUGCCAUUACUGAUUCUUGAUAUUCAAGCAUUUAGAAAUUAGCAUAUUUGUUUUUCUUUUUAUUCAUCAUUAACAUUUCAUUUGAAAUGCAUAUCCUUCCUGAAAUACUUUAUUUUUAGCAUAAAUGUUGUGCAUUUUAAUCUCCUUGUUUGGAUUAAAACAUUUGUGUUAUUUAGCUUUCAUUUGCUUUGUAUAUUUAAUAAUGUACCUUUUAUUUUCCAGUAUGCCUGCUUUUUGUAUUGUACAAUAAAUUUAUUUUAAGCUGAUU